This is a messenger RNA of Eutrema salsugineum, 1166 nucleotides long. RefSeq names its product signal recognition particle receptor subunit beta. The transcript has 7 exons. The record is from RefSeq and is a predicted model, not a curated record. Bases 186 to 965 code for a protein of 259 amino acids. Gene Ontology annotation, biological process: protein targeting to ER. Gene Ontology annotation, molecular function: GTP binding. Lineage: Eukaryota; Viridiplantae; Streptophyta; Magnoliopsida; Brassicales; Brassicaceae. Gene Ontology annotation, cellular component: signal recognition particle receptor complex.
ACUAAAAUACCCUUGACUAAUUUCAAAAUAUACAAACAAACCUAUCUUCUCUCUCGUAAUCGUCACAAUACAAAUCUCCAUCUUCACGGAGAGAAGAGUUUUUCGCCGUCCAUCGCCGUCGUGACCAGGCGUCGGCUUCUGCCGUAAUUCUUAGCAGCAAAAGAAGCAAAAGCUGAGAAAAAAAAAUGGAGAAGUUGGAGGACUUGAAAAUUCUGGCGGAGCAGUGGUUGCAUCAAGGAAUUGAAUUUGUUCAACAAGUGCCACAGACUCCACUUUAUGCUUCGAUUGUUGUCCUGUUAUUAACUACAAUCUGGUUCUUAUCAAUUCGCUUGUUCAGACGUGCGAAACCCAAUACUGUACUCCUCUGUGGACUUAGCGGAAGUGGCAAAACUGUGCUCUUUUAUCAACUCCGAGAUGGAUCUUCUCACCAGGGUGCUGUGACGUCAAUGGAACCAAACGAAGACACCUUUGUGCUCCACACUGAAAACACUAAGAGAGGAAAAACAAAACCUGUUCAUCUUGUUGAUGUUCCUGGGCACUCUCGCCUUAAAUCUAAGCUAGAAGAAUACUUGCCUCGAGCAGCCGCCAUUGUGUUUGUAGUAGAUGCACUUGAAUUCCUUCCGAACUGCCGUGCAGCUUCAGAGUACCUCUACGACGUUCUGACCAAUGCGAGCGUUGUUAAGAAUAAGGUCCCGGUCCUGCUUUGUUGUAACAAGACAGAUAAGGUAACUGCACACACCAAGGAGUUUAUCCGCAAACAGAUGGAGAAAGAAAUAGAGAAACUUAGGGUUUCGAGGAGCGUGAUAUCAGCAGCUGAUAUAACCAAUGACUUUACUCUUGGGAUUGAAGGAGAAUUGUUUUCCUUUUCGCAUUGCUUAAACAAAGUCACGGUCGCUGAAGCAUCUGGACUAACGGGAGAAACAGAUCAAGUACAAGACUUCAUCAGAGAAUAUGUUAAGCCAUGAGAGACGAGAUGUGUGAGCAUCAAUCAUACACUCUUAAAAAGUCUUUUACUGUAUUUUGUACAUGAAAUUUAUGAUUUGUGAUAGUGAUUGUUGGAGGAUUUUGUAUGUUGAAAUCGUGUUAGUGCCUUAGAGAGUUUGUUUAUGGACUGGAUCUUUUAGCGUUUCAACUUCGUUAUGUGAAGAUCCUCAUGGAACCUUCAU